This is a messenger RNA of Rosa rugosa (rugosa rose), 1078 nucleotides long. RefSeq lists its product as uncharacterized. The coding region runs from base 180 to 842 and encodes 220 amino acids. NCBI's taxonomy places the organism in Eukaryota, Viridiplantae, Streptophyta, Magnoliopsida, Rosales, Rosaceae. The record is from RefSeq and is a predicted model, not a curated record. The transcript is spliced from 6 exons.
UUGUGUACUACUUCACAAGUCUUAAGGUCAAGCAAUAUCAAGGAAAAAUCAAUUUGUCAUCGACCGGAAGCAGCUUUUACUUUCUAAAUCCUGAGGUACCACUAGCUAAUGAUUACAAGAGAGAGUUCACAGGAGCUCAGUACGCUGUAUAUAUACAACCUGCUGCAGAAAACCGGUUCAUGGGUGUUCAAGAUUUGGAAACUGUGGAAAAAUUAUCUUUAUCAGAUUUAAACCUACUUGAUACCACCGACAACGAGGAGCAGCUCAAAUACUGCAGAGCUACUCUAAAAAAAAUUGUAGAAGAAGAUGGGUGGUACUAUCUGGGAUGCCCGAUCUGCUACAAACAAAUGAGGAAAAAACCGGACAGUGAACUGCUCAUAUGCCAACAGCAUGAUAUGCAGCACCACAAAUAUACCUUCAGAGUCACUCUUCUCAUUGAAGAUGAGACUGAUCAAGCACAUGCAGUCUUAAUGGGCAAAGAAGCAGAAGAAAUCUGUGGAAUCUCAUGCGAGGACUUGAUUAUCAAGAAAAACUGCAAAAACCAAAGGAUCAUACCACAAGAAAUUCUUCAAUUAGAAGGACAGAUCAAGCUGCUGAAAUUGAAACCAGGAACAAAAAGAGAUUUCCUUAUAAAGGGGAUAUACGAAGAUGUUCACAAGUUCACACCAACCCAAGAUAUCGAACCAACAACUUCCACGCCAAAUAAGAAAAUAUUUGAGAAGAAGAGGAAGGAAUUGUUCAAAGCAAAACCAAGCAAGAACCCAAAAAGUGACAACUUUGAACCAUCAGAUCAGAGCAGCGCAAAUACAUCGGCCCAAUCUGACAUAGAAGACCUUAUCUAGCCACUUCUGCUUUGCAAUCUUCUACUUUUUGUCUUUUUGUGAUAGGGACCAAUCUGUAUGGUUUUUUGUAAUGCUAACGGUCCUUCAAAAACAAUGUCAUGCUGUGUACAUAUAAGCACUGGUUGUCAGGACCACUCUAUGUUUUGUGUAAUGCUAAUGGUCCCAGAGAAACAAUCAACCAAGACAGCAGACAUUUUGUACAAUUGAUCAAUGUACAUAAAAGCUUUUUGGCUGCU